AACCAGGAGGGUGCAGCCCAUACAAGGAUGCAGGCAGCAGUUGCUAGGACAGUGCUCUGGGACUGACAGAAUGCCACCACGUGUCCCUGCUCCCACAUUGUGACAUCACUGACCAUAUAAGCACCUCCCAGGCCUGGCAGAGUAGGGCACCAGGCCAGUUCCUUUUUACUGCGUGGGCUGCAAGUCCCCAGCCCCACGCAGUGCUGCUCACCAGCGGGGCAUCCCUGGAGCUCUCCGGGACUCCAGACACUCUCAUCCCACCAGGCUGCACCAUGUUCCUCUUCUCCAGAAAACUCAAGACCCCUGUCAGCACUUACACCGACUCCUACCGCCCACCAUGCUCUGUCAGGAAGCCCAUCAAGGAGUGCGUGCAGCCGCUCUGGAGAGAAAACAAGUUUGUGACAGAGGGAUUAACAGUGCCCCCAGUGGAAAAUCCAUCGAGCCAAAGUCAACUCGAGCAGCUGAGACAGGCAGCAGCACAAGCCUACUACAGGAACCUCACUGACCCCACUGCCUACAGGCCCGAGAAGUACUGGUUGGACAGGUCUGAAGAGAAGUACAACCCAAUUUUUAUCAAGGAGGACAAAUAUGCCACCUGGAGAACAGGCUCCUACAACAGUGCUGCCUGGAAUAAGUACUCCUCUUAUCUCCCACUCCUGCCCAAGGAGACAAGGAUGGAAACUUCCCUGCACAGCAUACCUGUGCCAUGCACCCUGAGACCCAGCUACCUCAGUCGAUCCGACAGGGAGGUGGUCAACAACAUGCUGCACAGAGUGCCUGUGUACCUUGUGAUGGGAAGGGGAUCUUCACAAGGAUACUACAGCCCCUGCUCUGGGCGCCACUACUGCCUGCGAGGGUUGGACUACUACGUUGAUGGGACCUCUGCCACCCGAAGGCAUCUCUACAGACAAGGAGAGGGGGCUGUAAGGAGUAUUCCGUGCUGCAGCUACAGCCCCAGAGCAACACUGCGUGCCUCUACACAUCACCACCAGCCAUACUCCCCGAACUCUACCUCUCCUAGGUGGAAUACAUCCCACUUCAUGAAGAUAGGAGGAGUCCAGAGAGGCAGCUAUGUGAUCCACCCUGAGUUUGCCUCAGAGGCCUUUUCUGCCCCAGGUCGCCAUUGA
Molecule: messenger RNA, 1127 nt
Organism: Pogoniulus pusillus (Red-fronted tinkerbird)
Lineage: Eukaryota; Metazoa; Chordata; Aves; Piciformes; Lybiidae
Gene: SPMIP6
Product: sperm microtubule inner protein 6
Exons: 7
Coding region: 273-1127 (284 amino acids)
Cellular component (GO): manchette; perinuclear region of cytoplasm
Molecular function (GO): alpha-tubulin binding
Source: RefSeq, a predicted model, not a curated record